Molecule: messenger RNA, 3463 nt
Organism: Nothobranchius furzeri (turquoise killifish)
Lineage: Eukaryota; Metazoa; Chordata; Actinopteri; Cyprinodontiformes; Nothobranchiidae
Product: synaptogyrin-3
Cellular component (GO): synaptic vesicle membrane; neuromuscular junction
Source: RefSeq, a predicted model, not a curated record
CUUGGAUAUUCUUCAAUUUAUUGAAGAUGAAAAUGUAUAUAUGUGAGGAGGAAGAUGCAUCUAAGUUUGUGCAAAUAAAAAAAGGAGCUGAAAAGGAUAUCUUUUCACCCCCCUGAGGAGACAAUGACAGGUGAUCCUGGUCCUCGAUUGCCACUAUCCUGCAUGCUUUAGUUCAGGGGUGGGGAACCCUGGUCCAUCGAGGGCCGCUAUCCAGCAUAUUUUAGUUUCAACCCUGUACCCUCACACCUGAUUUCAAUCAGCAGGUGAUUAACAAGCUUCUGCAGAGCUUAAUGAGCUGCAGAACAGGUGAAUCAACCACUGAUUCAGAAGUGUUGGAGCAAAGAUAUGCAGGAUACCGGCCCUCGAGGACCAGGGUUCCCCAUUCCUGUUUUAGUUGUUUCCCUGCUCCAACAUACCUGAUUCAAUGGUUGAAAUUGUUCAGCAGCAGAUGGGAGUCUUGAGGACCAAAGUUGGACAUCCCUAAUCUUGAACCAGAAGCUGAAGAGUUCAGAUGGUAAAGGGAUAUUUGUGAAUUAGAUUUCCAGCAAUAGUGGACACUUCCAUUCCCAGAUGGCUGGUAUCCAGCAUGUUUUAAUUGUUUCUCUGCUCCAACACCUGAUUUGAAUCAGUGGGCGAUUAACAGACUUCUGCAGAGCUUGAUGAGCUGCUGAACAGGUGAUUCAAAUGUGUUGGAGCAGUGAAAAAACUAAAACAUGCUGGACAGCAUACCUUCAGGGUCGGGAUGAACUAACUCUGAAUGUUAAUCUGAUUUGGGACAGGUUAACUGAAUACAUCUCAUUGGUCAUAUGUGUCCCUCAUAUGGGUUUUGUGGAUUAGCUGCAGGACACACAUGAGAUCAAAGAGUCGUUUAAAUGAUCUGUGAUCCUCUUUCUGUGAAACAUGCGCCGCCGCACCUUCCAUGCAACAGCAUAGCUGCAGCCUGAUGAGCCUGAUGCGCGCUCAGUGACGCGCUGUGACGGAGGCUGGAGGAGGACACCGCUCCGUGCUGCUCUCACACAGUCUCGUCUCGUUCUCUCAGCGGCCUUUCAGGCAGCACAAACCCGGAGGGAUGGAGGCAGCGGGCGGGUACGGCACCAGGAAGGCCGCGGGUGUCCGCUUCGAUCCGGUCGCUUUCUUCACGCAUCCCCGCACCAUCCUCAGACUGCUGUCAUGGGUUUUCUCCAUUGUGGUCUUCAGCUGUAUCGUGAACGAGGGCUACAUCAACAUCGGCAGCGAGCGUCUUCUCUGCGUCUUCAACAACAACGCCGAUGCCUGUAACUAUGGUAUCACUGUGGGCGUGGCCUGUUUCCUCUGCAGCAUCUGUUUCCUUAUCGUGGACGUUUACUUUCCCUCCAUGAGCAACAUCAGGGACCGAAAACGUGCGGUGCUGCUUGACCUCAUCUUCUCUGGUUUGGCCAGCUUCUUGUGGUUUGUUGGAUUCUGCUUUCUGGCCAAUCAGUGGCAGGCAACAUCCCCAGAUGAGCUCCCAUUGGCUCAGGGCUCAGAUGCUGCCAGAGCCACCAUCACCUUCAGCUUUUUCUCCAUCCUCACCUGGGCUGUGCUGACGCUGAGUGCUCUUCGACGCUACCUAACCGGGAGCAAGACAAACCUGUUCACUUGGCAGCACCUUGAUCCAGCCCCGAGCCACGCUCGAGCCACACCGUACCCCAUCCCCAACGGCGCUACCAUAGUAACCACCAAUCCCUAUCAGGCCCCGCCCUUCACUGAAACACUGGACCCCCAGAAGCUCACGCAGCAGAGACCUGUGGCUCCUGCUUUCUAGAGACAGGAGGGACAAGGAUUCAAACAACGCUGCACGCAGCGCUGGAGCAGACACCACGCUGCCUCGCUGUUUAUUAGGUUUCCAUCCUCUCUUGGGGGUGGGGGGGUGGCAGCAGGAGUCUGGGUCAUGUGAUGAUAGAUCUCUUUUCACCAUGGUAACUGCUGGCUACGCUUAGUUAGUUGUAACUCUUCUGUCUUCUGUUCACACGCACGCACGCAUGCACACACACACACACACACACACACACACACACACACACACACACACACACACACACACACACACACACACACACACACACACAGAUUAGGAUGCACGCAACCAUACCAUAUGGAAGCAGUUACAGACACACACCUGGAAACAAUUGUAGAUACACCUGAGGGCAUUCAUUCACACACACACACACACACACACACACACACACACACACACACACACACACACACACACACACACACACACACACACACACACACGCACACACACACACACACGCACACACACACACACAUGCACACACACACACACACACACACACACACACACACGCCUUGACUGCAUGCCCAUGUGGUGAAGUGCAGAUUAGCUGUAGAUGAGUGCUGAUACUCCGUCUGCCUCAGGAGCUACGUGGAAGAUGAGCACCUCCGUUUUAUCCCAGUCAGUCCGACCGACCUGCCUUAAAGAUGCGAGGCUGCCGAUUGGCUGAGUUCUUUUCAAUUUGACCAAUCGCUCGUGAGGCGAUUGAGCAGAGAAAGCUACCUUUUGGAGGGCAGGACUGCUCAAUGCAUCCUAGAGUUCCACUGUAAAAUAUUCAUGUGAUUAAAUAUUUUAUUGUGAUAUGCUGAAUUAGUAAAAAACUAAGAAAGAAACAAAAAAAAGAAAAGAAAUAAAAUUCACAAGUCACCACCAUGAUCAGUGCUCUGAUUCUGCUUUUGUCCCCAUGUUGUCUUUUAAUAAUUCAUUUUUGCUUCCUUUAAUCUCAUAAACUCCUUUUAUGAUUCAAUUACGAAUUGCAAGGCGGGUUGAAGGAUGUUAGGCAUAUUAAUCAACAGCUGCUGGAAGCCUACAAUUAGAUAAGAGUUGUGUUGAAUUCAUUAGCAGCGACAGGCAGCUGCUGGAUGCUGGCUUUAUUUUCAGAUUGUAAUAUAAAUAACUUGUAACGCCUCCUAACUUGUUUUUAAACCUCCUUCUGUUGAAGGAAAAGACCAAACGGAGAGACAGAUGAGAGUCAGACAGGAAGUGGUUUUUAUUCCAGCUGUUCAGUCGUGUAAAGCUCACUGCUUCUAUUAGUCUGCAGGAACAUUACACAUCUUAAUGAACACUUGCAUCACGAUAACCAUCAGAAUCAACAUCCUGAUUCACUGACAAUCAAAAUUAAUGUAGAAAUCCAGCGUUCUCGUGUCACACCUGCUGUUUUAAUAAAAUAUAUUCUGAACCUUUUCUACAAAGCUUGUCUUCGUCAUCUGCAUAAGCCUUUCCGUACCUGUCGCCACCCUGCUCCCAUGCAGUUUUAUCUCUUUAAAUAAUGAAGAGAAAAGGGGGCCAGCUCUGAGUUCAGACAGCAGGGGGCCCUCUAACCCUGCAGAGCUCUAUAGUCACAUGCUUCACACUCAAGUGUGUCUGAUCUACGUCUACCCUGAGAAUACAAAGACACAGAGUGGAGGGGAGUGAGAAAACCCA